AUGUGCAAAAACUAUAUUCUUAAUGGUCUGUCUGAUAACCUGUAUGACUAUUAUAUCUGGAAAACACCGCUAAGGAUUUGUGGGAUGCCCUGCAAAAAAUAUGACGAAGAAGCCGGUGCCAAAAAGUAUGCUGUUAGCAGGUACCUGAAAUUCCAGAUGACUGAUGAUAAGUCCGUGGAAGUGCAGUCCCACGAACUUCAGAAAAUUGCCCAUGAGAUAAUUUCCGAAGGUAUGGCUCUUGAUGAACAAUUUCAGAUUGCUGUUAUAAUUGACAAGUUGCCUCCUUCUUGGAAAGAUUUCAAAAACAGUCUCAGGCACAAGACUAAGGAAUUUUCCUUAGAGAGUUUGAUUACUCGGCUCCGUAUAGAGGAAGAAUCCAGAAAACAGGACCAGAAAGAAGAAGUCUUACAGCUCUCUGCAAACAAUGCUCCUAAGCGUUCUGCUGCAGUUCUCAAGCCCGCUGGUAAGAACUUCAAGCCUCAGAACCGGAAGAAUAACUUCAACAAAAUAAACAGAAUGUUCAAAAGAACGAUGGAAAACAAAAUUCAACCCCCUAAGAAUGGUACUGGUCAAUUCCUAUGUUAUAGGUGUGGAAAACCAGGCCAUAUGGCACGAAAGUGCAGGAACAUGCCUAACCCUGUACCACAGGCUAGCAUGAUAGAAGAGCCACUUGUGGCUAUGAUUACUGAGAUCAACCUUAUUGGUGGAUCAGAAGGGUGGUGGUAG
Molecule: messenger RNA, 726 nt
Organism: Chenopodium quinoa (quinoa)
Lineage: Eukaryota; Viridiplantae; Streptophyta; Magnoliopsida; Caryophyllales; Amaranthaceae
Exons: 1
Coding region: 1-726 (241 amino acids)
Molecular function (GO): zinc ion binding; nucleic acid binding
Source: RefSeq, a predicted model, not a curated record